AUGUUUAUUUCAUCAGAGGAAGCAAUCAUACUUAGCAUUCCACUAAAUUUGAAAUUAACAAUAGAGGAGCAAGUGAUUGACGCAUAGGGGAAAUUUGAUUAUGACAAGGAGAAUGAGUGCUGUCUAUGCAAAUGCGAAUUGUACGAUGACUUGAAGUCUUUGAAUAUGGAAAUUGCUAUAAAAAAUCAGUAAAAUCUAAUCAGCAGUGUCUAAAAAGGUUCAUCAGAAAUCCUGGUUGUUAGGCUAGGAUAAUGCCAGGGAAUGCAUUUUUAUCAUAAGGAAUGUAUUGAGAUGUAAUUGAAGUAAAGUCCUGAGGACAACCCGUUCAUAAAGUGUGCUGUGUGCAACAAAAUUUAUGGAAAAUAAGUAGGUGAUAUGCCAAGUGGUACAAUGAGUUGGCAUUCAAAAUCCUUUAGAAGUUGUCCUCUUGGAGGAUUUACUGAAGAGUAAUCACCUCAUGUUAUAAUCAUUCAGUACAAUAUUCCUUCAGGCAGAAAUAAAGACGGCACUCAGUUUCAUGGAACUUCAAGAGUAGCUUAUUUGCCAGGCAAUAUUGAAGGAAUUAAGAUAUUAACACUCUUAGCAGAGGCAUUCAGGCGCAAACUUACUUUCAAAGUUGGAACCUCAAUCACUACAGGGGCUUCUAACUGCGUAGUCUGGCAAGGUAUUCAUCAUAAAACCAGUCCGACUGGAGGAACUAGCAGUUUUGGGUAUCCUGACCCUACAUACUUUGAAAGAGUAACUGAUGAAUUGAAAGGCAGAAAUGUGACAUUGGAUUAGUUAACAAAGCCUGAGGAUAUUAAGUCGGGCUAUAUACAAGUUUGA
Molecule: messenger RNA, 825 nt
Organism: Stylonychia lemnae
Lineage: Eukaryota; Ciliophora; Spirotrichea; Sporadotrichida; Oxytrichidae
Source: the annotation of a GenBank genome assembly